This is a messenger RNA of Ochotona princeps (American pika), 1033 nucleotides long. It is a transcript of the gene SAP30, whose product is annotated as Sin3A associated protein 30. The transcript has 4 exons. Gene Ontology annotation, cellular component: histone deacetylase complex. Gene Ontology annotation, biological process: regulation of DNA-templated transcription. The coding region runs from base 336 to 1001 and encodes 221 amino acids. Gene Ontology annotation, molecular function: transcription coregulator activity; protein binding. The record is from RefSeq and is a predicted model, not a curated record. Lineage: Eukaryota; Metazoa; Chordata; Mammalia; Lagomorpha; Ochotonidae.
GGCAGGGGCGGACGGGGGGCGCGUCGUGCUUGCGCAGGACCAGGGAGCGGAGGGAGGCGGAGGUGCGGGGGUCCGAGUGCUCGGGUGUCCAUGUGACAGUGAGCGGGGGGCGUCCCGGGUCCCUGCGCUGCUGCGCUCUGAACGCUGCUUGCCGGCACCGUCCACCGUCCAGCGCCUGCAGGGACCGGCGGGCUCAGGACGCUGGCCGUGUCACCCCCGAACUUGGCGUGCAAGAGUGAAUUGCCGCCUUGUGCCCGAGGGACCUGGCGGACAGAGGCGGAGCGGCGAGACCGGUGGGGAUUUCGGUCGGCGCCGUCGCCUCGGAGCGCGGAGACAUGAACGGCUUCACGCCCGAGGAGAUGAGCCGCGGCGGGGACGCGGCCGCUGCGGUGGCCGCUGUGGUAGCCGCGGCAGCCGCCGCCGCCUCCUCGGCUGGAAAUGGCAACGGGGCGAGCGCUGGCCCUGAGGUGCCCAGCGCCGGCGCGGUGUCCGCGGCUGGGCCCCCGGGAGCGGCCGGCCCGGGCCCCGGACAGCUAUGCUGUCUGCGGGAGGACGGGGAGCGGUGCAGCCGGGCGGCGGGUAACGCCAGCUUCAGCAAGAGGAUCCAGAAGAGCAUCUCCCAGAAGAAGGUCAAGAUCGAACUGGAUAAGAGCGCAAGGCAUCUUUACAUUUGUGAUUAUCAUAAGAAUUUAAUUCAGAGUGUUCGGAAUAGAAGGAAGAGGAAAGGGAGUGAUGACGAUGGAGGUGACUCACCUGUUCAGGAUAUUGAUACUCCAGAGGUUGAUUUAUACCAGUUACAGGUAAAUACACUUAGGAGAUACAAAAGACACUUCAAGUUACCAACCAGACCAGGACUUAAUAAAGCACAACUUGUUGAGAUAGUUGGUUGCCACUUUAGGUCUAUUCCAGUGAAUGAGAAAGACACCUUAACAUAUUUCAUCUGCUCAGUGAAGAAUGACAAGAACAAGCCGGAACUCAAGGUUGACAGUGGUGUGCACUAGGAGAGAUGGAACUGCACCUCCACUGGGAUGUU